This is a messenger RNA of Zonotrichia leucophrys gambelii, 2744 nucleotides long. It is a transcript of the gene REEP5, whose product is annotated as receptor accessory protein 5. NCBI's taxonomy places the organism in Eukaryota, Metazoa, Chordata, Aves, Passeriformes, Passerellidae. The record is from RefSeq and is a predicted model, not a curated record. The transcript is spliced from 5 exons. The coding region runs from base 64 to 633 and encodes 189 amino acids.
GCCGGGGCGGGGCCGCGGGCAGCUCGGGGCUGCGGCUCGGAGCGGAGCGGCGGCACCAGCGCCAUGACCGCGGCGAUGCGGCAGCGCUUCGACCGCUUCCUGCACGAGAAGAACUGCAUGACCGCCGUGCUCGAGCGGAUCGAGAGCAAGACCGGCGUCAGCCGCACCUACAUCGCCACCGGCAUCCUCGGCGUCGUGGCCGUGUACCUGGUGGUGGGAUACGGCGCGUCCCUGCUCUGCAACAUCAUCGGCUUCGCCUACCCCGCCUACAUCUCAAUCAAGGCCAUUGAAAGUCCCAACAAAGAUGAUGACACACAGUGGCUGACUUACUGGGUCGUGUAUGGCAUUUUCAGCAUAAUUGAAUUCUUCUCUGACAUCUUUCUGUCAUGGUUCCCUUUUUACUACAUGCUAAAGUGUGGCUUCCUGCUGUGGUGCAUGGCUCCAAGCCCUUCCAACGGGGCAGAGUUUCUCUACCACCGGAUUAUCCGUCCCUUCUUCCUGAAGCACGAGGCCCAGCUGGACAGCGUGGUGCAGGACCUGAAAGACAAGGCUGCAGAGACUGCAGACACCAUCACUAAAGAGGCCAAGAAAGCAACAGUCAACUUGCUGGGUGAAGAAAAGAAGAGCACUUAAACUGGAUAAGUUUCCUUACCACCUCCUUUGUGCAGCUUGAUGUUACUGGGGACUGUGGUAUAAGUUCAAUAAUAUUGCCUUGGAAACAUUUUGAUAUAUUAAAGGAAUGUGCUGUAAGUUUACUUACUACUUUGCUGUGACUGAUAGAGAAUAUGCGUUUUUAUUUAAAAGCAAUGCAGUGGGCAGCAUCUGAAGCUUAAUGAAAAUAUUUUGUUCAUCUUCAUGCAGAAGAAGUCUUUCAGUAAUCUCUUUCUGCAGUAACAUAAAUAAAAAAAGUAUAUAUCCCUCAGGCUCUGCACUUUAGUUGUCUCUUUGUCUAUGAAAUUACUCUUAAUACUUUGAUUGUGGUGCAUCUGGUAGCUCAAAGCUCUUUCAUAGGGAAAAUUCUGAAUGGAUUUCUUGAACAUACAGGGAAUUAUUGUAAGAGAUGGCAUAAUGGAUGUAUUCCCCACCACUAAAGCUGUAAAUUGUGAAAUUAUGUGUUCUAGGCACCUGAUUAUAGAGAUUAUUUGCUGUUGCAUGUUUCUGACUAUACUAAGAACAACUUUGUAUGAGUGCUUAAACUUCCUGAGUGGAGAUGCUCUUGUUGUUACUUGAUAUAUUCCUGACCAAUCAAUAAGAGUGCAACCAAAGCUGCUAAGAGAAUAAAGGUAUUUUUUACAAUCAAUAUAAAAAAAAAAAAUUUUCUUAGCUUUCCAUCUGUACUCUUUCACACUGUGGUAUUUUCAACAAAAACAAUUACAUUAAUUAAUCAGGCAUGAAUUACUGAAAUUCCCAUGUUUCCAUCUCCUGGAAACAUGCUCCUGCUGACAUUUCUUUGAAGCCUAGAGUAAUGGUAUGGCAGUUCUGAGCUCACAGAACAUGCAAAAAGAAAACUUAAGCUUUUGAUAGGACAGAAAUUAUUUCCAACAUACAAUUUUGAAUUCUAAAGACUUAAAAUAAGGUUUUGAGGACUUUUGGCUUUCUGCAAAAAAUUGUUGUAUAAACAUUCUUUGUAAAUUAUCAGAUGCAAGAACUGCAAAAGAGUGAAGCACACAGUGCAACUCAGUGGGUCAGUUUUAACCUGGAGAGACAGGUUUUAUAAAAGGGGAUGUAGAAGUGUCAUAAGAGAAAGCAUUUUAAGCUUUGAGCUUAAAAUAACCCUUGGAGCUGGCAGCUUGGAUAGGGAAAUACAAGACCUGCUGUACCUCAUGUUCUGUAGGACAGCAUGCAGUUUGUCAUUUGAAGAAAAAAUGAAAGAUUUCUUAGCUAAUCAUUCCUUCAAAACUUUUUGUUAGGAGGGGAUAUGCUGAAGAGGAUGAAGUUUACAACGAAGUUGUAGGUUUUAAGCAUGUAAAGUUUGAAGUGUAUCACCGAUUAACUUUUUAAUUUCUUGUCUUAACUUCUUCUGUGGUAAACCCACUGGACUUUCUGGUAAGCCUUACUAAACCUUAGUCCUGUGUUUUAAGCUCUAUCAGCUCUAUGUAAAGCACUCGUGUGGCCACUGUAAUUUAGUUUCAGUUCUUGAGAUUAGAAGUAACUAGAUGGAAAUAAAUGAGAAUUCUUAAUAGACUAUUUGAUUUCAGUGCCAAGCACUAUAUGACUUACUUAUCUAAAAGCUUACAGUAAAUUUUAGAUUUUUCAAGCUGUAGUAGAGACAGGAUUUACUUUUUAUUUCUUAUACUAAUUAACAGUUCUUCCACUGUUAUUAAUGGGGAUAAAACAUUCUAGGUAGAUGUUAGGUAAGUGUUGAAACAGUCCCUUGCAUCUCUCAGAACUUGAAAGGCUUUAAAUCAACUUCUUGUCUUUACCAACUUGAUAUUAUCAGUACGUAAAAUCAGUGCUCUUUUGUCAGAUAUCUACUUGAACUAGAGCUGCAGUCUGUUGUUAACAGAAGUUGCCCUUGUUUUUUUUUUCCUUGAUGCAAGUAGAAAUGAUUGAAUUUCUGCAGCAAGUUAUCCUUUCCUGGAAGUAACUCCACUGGGCUGGUCCCACAGAUCAGUGCUUGGCUUUGUGUCUUCACCACAUUUAUGUGCAAAUGUUGGUACACACAUCUGCUCCAUGUCUUUGCUGAAGCUGUAAUGUGCUAAAUAAAAAUGGACACAAAUAAAGAGAUUCUUAUGGGACUGGUA